This is a messenger RNA of Erythranthe guttata (spotted monkey flower), 818 nucleotides long. RefSeq lists its product as uncharacterized. The record is from RefSeq and is a predicted model, not a curated record. Lineage: Eukaryota; Viridiplantae; Streptophyta; Magnoliopsida; Lamiales; Phrymaceae.
ACUUUGCCGAAAAAUAUAUAAUACAUAAGAGGCAGGCAAUUCUAGGGCUGCCGGUUGCGAGAUCUCCUUGAUGGCUGCGUUUCAGCGUAUAUUUCGAUUUUCAAAAUCCACUUCUCCGAUCAAUCCCUGCGGUUUCUUCUCCUCAAUUUCUUCGCGGCGGAUGUCCCGAUUAGUCAAAUCGUACGAUGACGGGAUGUCCCGAUUAGUCAAACCGUAUGAUGAUGGUGGAAUUCGUUUUGACAGAACUGAUCUGGAAAGGCACUUGGAAGCACAAGGCAUUCAGGGGAAGCAUGUACCGAUAAUAACUAGUGUUUUGAAUAGAAGUCCGAAUGUUUAUGUGGUUAACAAGGAUAUUUAUUUUCGUUCGUUGUACAAAUACGUAGACUUCAAACGUGAUUUUGUCUUUGGAGAUCCUAACAGAACGACCGCGGAAAAGUUUGAAGACGCAGUGCUUGAAUUAAUUCCGUACGUUGGGGUGUGUGCGUCCUUCUUAGUUUACUUGGGGGUGUUGUAUAGAGUUAAGAAUUAAGAGCAAAUAGCCCCGUUAAAUUACGAUGAGAUAUGGGAUAUUUCAGAAUAAUAUACUGAUUUGUUGUUUUCGUAGUUUUUUUUGUUAUUUUUGUAAUUGAUUUUGUAGUAGAUUAGGAUGAUUUCGUAGUGAAUGACGUUAACAUCCUGGACUUCUAUGAUUUUGUAGUGGAUUUUGACGAGAUUAUAGUAGGUUUUCAAAUUCUUGCUUUUGGAAAAGAAAAUUUUUGAAUGAAUUGAAAUGAUAUUUUGUUGCCUUCUUUUUCUUCGGUUCAUGUCCAUAGCAGGCG